CCUCCCCUUGCCUUAGGCUACACGGCGCCACUGGUUUCCCCACAUUUGUUUUGUCUAUUUUAUUGAUAAAAUAAGUUACAAAAACUUUCUAAAAGAGGUGAAGAAGGUCUCACCAUGAAGAUAUCCUCAAGUAUACUUCUUGCCGCAUUUACUGUGUUGGCAGUUGUGUUGACAGCUGAAGCAUGUAAUGAGGCAAUCUGUGCUUCCCAGGUCAGCAAGUGCAUGUUGAUUAAAUGCUGUGAAUGUGACAUGAGUGACAAGAAAAACUGUAGCUGUUGUCAAGAUUGUCAAGUCUGUUUGUCUAAACUUUACACAGAAUGCUGUGAUUGUGUAGGUUUAUGUGCCAAACAAGAUCCUCAUGACACCCCACGUAAAACUAGCUCUAUUGAAGAUUUGAGUGAUCCUAUCCCAGAAUUAUUUAACGUAUUAACUCAACAAGAUGAUCACUUAUUGCGCUGGACAUCUACAUCUUAUGCUGUCCAUCCUGAUAGCAUGUUCUUUAAACCUGGUAAUAGUCUUGUACCAAAUAUGGAAUUCUCUUCUUCACUUGAUGCAGGUAAGUCAUUGGAGAAGGCUAUAGAGGAAGAAUUGUUAAGUCGACAGAAUUGCACAGUAGCCUUCAUGUCUCAGUGUAUGUCCAUCAGAAAAUGUAAACAAUCCUGCAAGUCUAUGGGUGCUGCCAAAUAUCGCUGGUUCCACGACAAUGGCUGCUGUCAGUGUAUAAGCUCUACAUGCAUUGACUAUGGUUUAAGUGAACCCAAGUGUCUGAGGUGUCCCUCAGAACAAGAUUUACUUCUUGAGCAUGAAUUAAUUGAUGAAAUUAAAGUGGGGGGAAAGGGGGAGAUUAAAACAGGGGCAGAAACUGUUACAGACAACUUAUGAACAAUUUAGAGACAGACACAAGGUAUAUAUAUGUAGUUGUCUGUGUAUUAGAUAUUUCAUUUUGGUUGUAUAAAUGUCCAAUUGGCAACAUUUUAUAAUGAUAGCCAUGGUUGACAUAGAUGACAUGAAAUUGAACAAAGAUGUCUGAUUGUUUUAUAUUGCACACCGUAACUAUACAAUAGUUGUUGUAACAAUGGUGGAAGAUGUUAUUUUGUAUUUUCACUGAGUUGUAGUUAAAAAUAUAUUUAAUGUGUGAUAUAAUCAAGUUGUAUUUUUUGUGAACAAGAAAGUCUUAUUAAGCAAUAUGUAUGUUUUAGUGUAUAAUUUGUUUUAUGCAAAAAGUACCUCAUAAUUUACACGUAUUAAGUAAUGAUUGCAUUGUGUUGUAUGGUUUUAUGUUGGUUGGGGAGAGAAUUUACAAAUGGAAAAUCCAUCUAUUGGGAAUUCUGGGUUACCUAACUCAUAUGGCCUGCUUUCCAUGUACGCAUUUUCGCCGGUGAAAAGGUCGGUCUAAUUCAAAUGUAAUAGGAGCGUUUCCAUGUAACUUGCGAAAACAUUUGUGGAAACUGCACAAAAACAAGAAAAAGGGAAAACAAGACUUAAGGGUGGUCUAAUGUUGUUAUAUGUGUGCUUCAGAUCAUAAGGUCUGUCAUUGAAUCACAUGGCAAGGUUUUAAUUCCCAGUUUGUAUCGAGUGAACGUAAGAAAAACAUUUCUCGCUCUCUCCCACUCUGCAUGUAGAAGUUUCCAAUCUCCUCAACUGGCUUUCUACUAGUGUACAUUUAUUGUCAUCUUUAGCAUAACCAAGUUGUGUAACACACCUUACUAAUCUUGUCUCCGUACAGUAUGUUACAGACUUACAGAGCUGUAUUGAGCCAAGAUUAGUUAUAACAUGCUUAAAACAUUGGUUAGGUCCAAGUGGUAUUUUAUGAAAAUCAAUAUCACAAAAUGAAAAUCAAAAUCGAAAAAUAAAAAUCAAAAUCGUACAAUUCUUUAUCGCAACUGCUGUUCUAGUUCUAGGUCAAUGAGAUAAUUUCAUUUUGAUUUUUUUUUUUUCUAGUCAUUAAAAAUUGGCUUUUUUUUUUUUUGACCAUAUUUUAGUCCCAGCUAUUGUGCCUUAAUUCCCAGUGAGUAAUAUGAAAAUAGUAGGCCAAGAAAUUCAUAAUAUUUUCAGAAUCUCAUUCACACUAAGAAGAUUAUAUAUCACAGACUUAAACAUUUGAACCUUGAAAGCUUUUUUGAUAAGUAUUUUUUAAAAAAUGUAACAAAACUUUAUUUACACUGGUGUCUAUACUCCAUUUAUAUAGUAGAAAUUUAAUCUUUGAGCUCAGUUCUAUAAAAAAAAAAAAUGUUCAAAUUGCCAACAUAAGAAUUCUUUUGGAUUCUUGUUAUUAAAAGUUGGCAAAUUUUUAACUCUAUAUGGUAUAAAAUUGAUGUAAAACAGAGGCCAUAUUCACAUAUAUCUAAGCCAAAACAUUUUAGGAAUAAAAAAGCAGCCUUUUCAUUAUCUAAAAUUUUAACCUUUAACCAAUGAAACAGCUUCUUUUUUGGAAUAUUUUAAUUAAAAUUUUUGUGAAUGAGAGAAUAAGGCCUCUGUUCUUUACUGUUUUCUAUCCUUCAAUAUUGAUUGAUGGUUGUUUAUUACAUGUAGUUAAAAGCUUUAAUUAAUAAUCACUCUAUAUGUCUCUUGUUUGUUUCAUGUAUUUAUAUAUAUAUCACUAUGCAAGUUCUGAACGAUUGAUUAACAUAUAUGUCCAUUUUAUUCACUUAGUUUAAAUGGAGUGCUACCUGCACAUGAUGUAGGAAUAUAAGUUGUCUUAAAGGAGCUAAAUCUCUAUUCUUUGGUACAUUAAAUGAUCAAAAAUUGGUCAAAAAGCACAUAAUAAUGUAACAUGAAUGUAUAUAAACUGAUUUACAUUCAUUUUUUUUUAAGCAGUUAUGUUCAUCAAAAUAGAAAUCGGAGAGCACUCCAAAGUGAAUUGAAGUAAAUGGUUAGUCCAGUCCACAUCAGGAUUGUAGUUUGAUAUUGACUUAACCAGGUACAUGCUGAUGUUUAGCCUUGUUCAUCAAGGAGCCUCAUUACAAAUGACAUUCAUGAGUAUAGCGAUAACAACAUCACAAACUGAUUUUGAAAUGUUCAUUGUUUGUUAAAUAUUAGGAUAUUCGGAAUUCUUAUUUUCACAGUAAAAUUACAACAUCGAUGGACAUAGACAAAUAUUAAAUUCUAAUUCGUGUUUUUCAUGUGAAAGAUUAUGGAUAAUAAUGAGUUAGAGAUUUAGCUACUUUAAUUAGGGACCAGGAAAUCUCUUUAUUUUAAAUAAGCAAAAUCCAGGCAAAUAAAAAUCUUGUGAUGUACAUAUUUCGUGUAGAGCUAUGAUCAAUGAUUGAAAACACCGAUAGUCGAGAAUAAAAUACACUUAAGCAUUUACUAUACUUAAAAUUUACUAAUGUUAAACAUAAAAUAAACACAAGCAUUUAAUUUAAAUUUACUGAUAUUAAACUUAGAAUCAAAAUGUAUAUAUAUAACUUACACUACAUACUGCCUUUGUUUUGUAAAUAUUAUAUUUCAUUCAUAGAUACCAUUUUUCAUAUUUUGCCCUAUUAUGUGUUCUCUUCUGUACUUGGCAGUUUACUUAUUUGUAAGAAAAUUUAUGUAAAGGCCCGAAGUGUUAGUAAAUGACUUGAACACUUGAUAAAAUAUAAUGUCCAGAAAUGCUAGUAAAUGACUCUAACUCUUGAUAAAAUGUAAUGUCCAGAAUUACUAGUAAAUGACUCUUAAUGCUUACUUAUUGAAAUGACUGUCAUAAAAUGACAAUUGUUAAAGAAAUUAUAAAGCUGUAUUUAUUACAAGGCUUAUCCAAAUUUAAUAUUGGAGAUGUUUCAUUUGAGGGUUGGGUAUUUUUCUGCCAGCUUUUAAAAAACCCUUAUUUCUAACAUAAUCAUAAUGAAUUCAUGGCUAUUUUUUUUUUAUAGUAAAAGUUAUAUAUGAUGUAUUUUGUAGUUUUAUGAACAGGGUUGUGAACACAUUAUAGAAUUAUAUUAUUCUAAUUAUACAGGUAGCUUUUCAUAGUCAAUAUACAAAACUAGCUGAUUUAUAUAUUUUUAUUAUUAUUAUAAAUACUUUACACAGUACCUUUUAUCCAAUAAAAGUGCUAGAUUCUA
Messenger RNA from Patella vulgata (common limpet), 4043 nucleotides. RefSeq names its product twisted gastrulation protein homolog 1-A. The transcript has 4 exons. Gene Ontology annotation, biological process: regulation of BMP signaling pathway. The record is from RefSeq and is a predicted model, not a curated record. The coding region runs from base 115 to 882 and encodes 255 amino acids. NCBI's taxonomy places the organism in Eukaryota, Metazoa, Mollusca, Gastropoda, Patellidae.